GUCGAGGCAGCAGAAAUAUAUAUUACAACAAGGCUCCAUGUGGAUUACUGCCAGAAACAGAGAAGACAAGUUGUCAAUGAGGAGCUGCUGCAGUUGUUUGGUUGAAACUUUAGCUUCAUAUCAGGCGUUUACCGGCUGUUUGCAGGGCGGAACCGGUUCCUCUUAAUUGCCAGAUUACAGCUCUCUCUGUGUUCGGUACAUGGCGACACUUCUGGGACUGAUUCAACUUAUUAGCUGCAAGUCGCAGCUUGUGUGAAGUUCAUCACUAGCAGCAGCAGCAGCAGUAGAAGAAGAAGAAGAAGACCUUUUAAGGACUUGGAUUAUUGUUGCGCAGGAGUUUUCUUUUUCCUGUUUAAGUUAUAUAUUUAUAUUUUUUUUACCAUAGUAAAGUUAUGACUUCUGUGUGGAAGAGACUGCAGCGUGUUGGUAAAAAGGCUUCAAAGUUUCAGUUUGUCGCCUCUUACCAGGAACUGGUGUUGGAGUGUACAAAGAAAUGGCAACCAGACAAGCUCAGGGUGGUGUGGACCAGGAGGAACAGACGCAUGUGUUCCAAGCUCCACAGUUGGCAGCCCGGAAUCAAGAACCCCUACAGGGGCAUGGUGGUGUGGCCGGUCCCUGAGAACAUCGACAUCUCUGUUACACUCUUCAAGGAGGUCAAUGCUGAUGAGUUUGAGGACAAAGAGUGGACGUUUGUCAUUGAGGGUGAAAACAAGGGGCAUCGUAAGGUGCUGGCAUCAGCAGACAUCAACCUGAAGCGGUUUGCCAGUCUGACGCCGACCCAGACGGACCUGACGUUGAAGCUGAAGCCGCUGUCUGUCAAAGUGGUGGAGGCCACGCUCAAGCUGUCGCUGUCAUGUGUCUUCGUUCGGGAGGGGAAAGCCACCGAUGAAGACAUGCAGAGUCUGGCCAGCCUGAUGAGCGUCAAACCCACAGAUAUCGGCAACCUGGACGACUUCAACGAGAGCGACGAAGAGGAGGACAAGAAGUCUGUCACCGCUUCAGUCGUUUCACACACUCUGAUUCGCCCAAAUCGCCCUGCUCCCCCUCCACCUGACAAGCGUGACUCCGCUGGACCCUCUUUUCCAGCCUCAGCCUGUGGCGGUCCUCCCAGUCCUGCCAUCCACUCCCGCCCUCCUCUACCUAGCGCUCCUCGCCCCUCGCCCCGUCGCAGCCGACACCCCUUCUCCGCCGCCCCCGUCCAAUCAGAGAUCCAUCCUUCCCCCGGCCCCUCCCCUCAGCCCUCACCCAGAUCCAAACAUAAAAGAUCAUCCAACCCUCUUCUCACUGAGGCUUCUUCUGACCCACUACCUAAUCCUCCAGGCUCACAGCUCACGGCGGCUACUCCCUCGACCCAGAGUGCCUCCUCUGUCCCGCCUCUCUCUGAUGUGUCUCCUGCAAAUCCUCCAUCCCCCAAAGCACCCAUGAUCUCACCUUCUUCCCAAAAUAUUUCCUCUUCCCUUCAUCCUCCAUCUUCCCAAUGCUCUGACUCUGUGUCAGUGGAGCCUUCUUUAGCAGCGCCCUCCGCUCCUCUGAAUUCUUCAAACUCCAAAUUGCCCUUUACGCCACCCAUUGCCUCCGAAACACAUAUUACCUCACUAACUCCCAAACUUCCCUCCCCAGCGUUGUCCUCACCCACAAAUAUCAUAACAUCAUCCUCCAUGACUCCCCAAACGGCUUCUCUCACUGUAUCCACCACCCUGACCCAUAAAACCAUCUCUACUGCCUCCCAGUCUCUCCCACCUAAAUCCUCCUCCCCCUCAAAGCCCACCCCGUCCUCUGAGCCUCCGUCCGCUCACCCUCCACUCACACGGACCCCCUCUCAGCCUCCAUCUCUGCCCAGAAUCUUCCAGUCAGGCUCAGGAAAAGUUCCUGCUUCACAUCAACGGCGCCCCCUGGAGGUUAAAACUGCAGAUGAUCUCACUUCCGUCUCUGGCCGUGUUCACAUUUUCAGGCCUCACGUUGUCAAGUCAGUCGACCGCCCCUCCUCUCCCUCUCCAUUUUCCGCUGACGUACCUUCUCCUGAGUCAACUCCUCUCCCCAAAUCUCACCCCUCUAUCUCAGAGUCAGGUGCUCAGGGUGCAUGGUUGACAUCCGGUAGCGACAUCACCCCUGUCCCUCUGCAGAGUAGUCCUGACCUUGAUGCCUUCUGUGACCCUGCUGCUCCAGCCCAUACCGCCUCCCUUCCCCUCUCCUCACCCGCUCGCUCCUCUUCUCUUUCCACCUCUGUUUUAUUCUCCUCUCCUCAUCCUCAGCUCGCUGUCUCUCCUUCUGCUCCGCUCACCUCCUGUCAGUCAGGCUCAACGAUCCCCCUCGCUCAAGUAGACGAGGAAACAACUCCGAGCCGAGACGAGGGUUCUCCUCAUAAUAACCGGGCGGUGGCCAACAUCAGAGCAUCCAACCAGCCGAUCAGACCAGCUCAGGAUUCAAAGGCGGCCGUCACAGAAAACAAAGCUGAACCAGCAAGGAUCAGCUCACACAGAGAAGAUGCUGCUGAGGUGGAUGCCCCCGUCACGCAGGAGCACCAACCAAUAACAGCAAAAGACACAGAAACACCUCACAUAGUCCCAACUCCUGCUGAACCCGGCGCACCACCGGUUAAAGAGGAGCCCAAAGAGCCAGAGGGACCCAGCGUGGAACCAGAAACCUCACCCGAGGUUUCCCCCAAACCAGCCGCCGAGCGCACGGCUUUGGCGCUGGAGCCGCUGCUUCCCUCAAAACCAGAACCGGGACUGCGGCCGGAACAAGUCCUCCAGCCGUCGGGAAAACCACAACAGGAGGGAGCAGAUGAGGAGAAACCGGCCGAGGUCGUGGCUGGUGGUCUGGGGAGUUUCACCAACAAUAAGGAGCCAGUGUGCGAGGCAGAGAAGCAGCUGUGGGCGACGGUGGAGGAGACCACAGCGGAGACAGGAAGAGGGAUGGAAAGUAGUGAAGAGAAGGAUGAGAAGCAGGAGGAGGGUGGUGUAAUAGGGGGUGCCCAGAAAGGUGCACACACAGAGGCAGAUGUGUGUGUCGCAAAGCAGCAGAUGGAGGCGCCUGCUGGCUUCAUGUCAGCAGUAGUUGGGGUGUUGUAUAGAGGCUAUGAGACAGUGGCCUCCAUCCUGCAGACAUCUGGACCCGCUGAUGCAGGUCAUCCUCAACGCCUCCUUAUAUGCGAUGGUCAGCCGACUUUACAUGAAGUAGAUGCAGAGAUGCUGCAUUCCUCUGAGCCAGAUGACGAGCCAUCGACUCCCAUCGCUGUGGACAUUUCUCCACCCACGGCCUUCUCCGACACAACAGAAGACCUGACGAUUACUGAACAGACUGGUUUAGCUCAGAAACCUUCACAUGGGCUAAGUCUGGUGGCAAGUCUGAGAAUGGCAGCUAGUGAGCAGGAGAAGGAGAGAGAGGAGAGGGAGAAGGAGAGGAUAGAAAACAUGAAGAGGGAGGAAAGAGAGAGGGAGGAGAGAGAAGAGGCAGAUAGGAAAGAGAAAGAGAGGGUGGAAAAGGAGAGAGAAGAAAUGGAGAGAGAAAGGAUGGAGAGGGAAGAGGAGGAGAGGAAGAGGUUGGAAAAAGAGCGUAAAGAGCGGGAGAACAAGCUAAGGGAGGAGAGGGAAAGGGCAGAGAAAGAAAGGAAGCAGCACAUUGAGGAAGAAAAUGAGAAGAGGAAGAUGGAAAUAGAGAUGAAGAGAAGGGUGGAGGAGGACAGGGUGAGGCAAAUGGAAGAGGAUAGCAAAAGAGAGAUCCUUUCUGGCUCUACGUCACUGCAGGAAGUCAUGAACAACCAAUCAAAUGACUGGCCUCCUCUGAGGGAAGCAGAAUUGGAUGAUAUUGCAUAUGAUGAGAGGCUACAGGGUGAUGAAGAGCAGUCAGAAAACAAGUCUGAUCCCAAAGUAGUGAAAACGAAUACUGAAGUCAAACCGGUUUCGCCCAGACCUGCUGAUUCUGUCCCUGCAGCCGGAACAACAAGCAAACCUGACUCCAGAACGGUCAAACCCGAGAAAUCUGUAGUUGCUGUUAAGAAAGCCCUGGAUAAACCUGGUCUGAGAUCAGUUAAAAAAUCCAACCUGAAAUCUGGUGCCAUCCCAGUGUGGAUGAGAGAGGAGGAGGAAGAGGAGGUGGAAUAUGAGAGAGGACAGGAAGAUCUGGGCUCCGUCUGGCUGGCUGAGCUGUACAUGGAAGGGGAAGCAGGCCCAGGCCACCCGUCCCCUGCCGUUACCCAGACGCCCUCCUCACUCCCUUCCUGUGGACAAACCUUUUACCAGAGCUCUGCUGCCAGUCAGCCAAAUAAACCUGAACACUCCCUAACCAGUCUGGCAGACCGUCCUCAUCCUAAACCUCCUUUGGGGUCUAAGCAAGAGGAAGGAAUCGGUCAGACAACUAGAGCCAAACCUGCUCCCCAAUAUACUGGAGCACAAAAACAGCCAGCGAAAGGACAGAGAGAUGAUGUGGUCACAAAAACUUGUCACAGCCUGGAGGCAGCAGCCAAUGAGGAGGGAGAACUUGUCCACUCGUCUGUGGUGCCUUGGCCCCUUCCUCUGAGCACUGCCAGCAUGCAUUCACACACCAAGAUACACACAGACACGAACAUCGAUGAGAUAAACAAUGACGCGAGCAUGGCCAACGUAGCUACAGAGUCACACAAGAGUCUUGAAAUGAGGGAUGAUGAAGACAUGAGCAGCCUCAGUUUGAAUACACACACCACAAAGAGUGACAGCCCUCACACAGAAACACACACCCGUGAUCUCAACCGUCUAACCAAAGAGCAGCAGCUCCGAGAGGAGGAGAGGUUGUUAUUGGCUAAAAUCAGUCUGAUGACAGGUGACACAUCCCCUGUCUCUGGCCCUCGCGGCAUGAAGCUCCUCAUCCCCGAUCUCAAUGACAUCGACUGUGACACCACAGAGCUUGUCGAUCGCAGUCAGUACUUGAUACCCUGCAGUGAUACCCUGCAGGAAAUAUCACUAACUGAGGCAGAGGAGCCACCGACCAUUGAGCCGGGGCAAAGUCAAGGAGAGGAGGAUGUGGUAAAAGGCCAAUUGGCCGACCUCCCAGAUGGUGGAGAGAAGAAACCGCCAUCGCAGUUUGGAGACACCUCCAGCACACACACAGACACCCACAUCACUCCUCCCCAUCACUGUGAGAUGACCACAUCUCGACUUCCUACGUUACCAGAAGAGGAAACCUCCGACCUUAAAUCCCCUCAUCCGGCUCCAAUGGUCAGAGAGGAGGCUGACGGGAAGGACGAUGCAGCUGAGGGCCCAGUGAACUCCAUUCAGUCGCUGCUCCAGUGGUGUCAGGACAUCACCAACGAUUACCGGGGGGUAAAGGUCACCAACUUCAGCACUUCCUGGAGAAAUGGCCUGGCAUUCUGUGCCAUCCUACAUCACUUCCAUCCAGACAAAAUAGAUUUUGACCGGUUGUACUCUCAUGACAUCAAGCUCAACAACAAGAAGGCGUUUGACGGUUUUGAGGCGCUGGGCAUCUCUCGCCUGUUGGAGCCGUCCGACAUGGUCCUUCUGUCCGUCCCCGACAGGCUCAUAGUCAUGACCUACCUCAGCCAGAUCCGCUCGCACUUCACCAACCAGGAGCUGAGCGUGCUGCAGAUAGAGCACAACAGCAGCCAGUCCAGCUACGGCCUCGCCCUCUCUGGUCCCGGUCCCACUAACGUCGACGCCGCUGCUUUCUGCAUGGCCAGGCUGAACGAAGGAGUGAGCCUAGAGGAAGGAGGGAGCAGCACGUUGGUCGUCCCUGCACCAAGGACCAAACGACUGGUUAAAGGGGAUGAGUCAAUAACUCCGGUCCCUCCUCCAAGGUCUAUUAAUAAAUCAGCCAAAUCUGGACUGGCUCAGGAUGAAGACACAAAGACAGGAAUCAUUAAUAAUACAGAGUUGCAGAGUACAGCUGAGACCCAGCCUCUCAAACAGGAAGAGGAAACAAUGUGUCUGCAGGACACCAGUCAGUAUGUGCUGAGUGAGCUGGCAGCGCUGGAGACGGAGCAGAAGCACGUCGACAGCAGAGCCGCUGUGGUGGAGAGACGACUGCGAAGCCUCAUGGAAACAGGAAGCGACCGUGAUGAAGAGGAGAGACUGAUCCAGGAGUGGUUCACCCUGGUGAACAAGAAGAACGCUCUGAUACGCAGACAGGACAACCUGGAGCUACUGCAAGAGGAGCAGGAUCUGGAGAGGAGGUUUGAGCUUCUGAACAGGGAACUUCGGGUGAUGAUGGCCAUAGAAGACUGGCAGAAGUCGUCCACUCAGCAGCAGAGGGAGCAGCUGCUCCUCCAAGAGCUGGUGUCUUUGGUCAACCAGCGGGACGAGAUCAUCAGAGACAUCGACGCCAAGGAGAGAGGGGCGAUGGAGGAGGACGAGCGUCUAGAGCGCGGUCUGGAGAUGAGGAGGCGAAAAUACAGCAACAAAGACAAAUGUGUCCUACAGUGAGAAGAGAGGUCACACACACACACACACACACACACACACAAACAAAGAGCUUUUACUACUGCAACCCCGAAGUCACGAAAGAUGAUCUUUCAGGGCUUUUGGGGCUCAAUAUUUCCCUGUUUUUAGUGCCUUUAUUUUCCCAGAGAACUGUUAAAACCCAUUAUGUGGGAAGACAAGAUACAGGCUGCAAAACUGUGUCUUCUUUGAAAGUGUUUUCUUGAAAAUGAAAAUGUGUUUGUGUCAAUUUCAGUCUGUCUUAAGUAUUAUUUUAAUUCUGUUUGCAUAUUUGUAUUUAUUUAAAUGGUGUGUCAGAUUGUUGUUCAUUUAUUGCACAUGUGUUUUGUGUGUUUUCAUCUGUGAGUUUGUUCAGUAUUUGAACACUGGCUUUUUCUUCUUUUUUUGUUAUAAAGAAAAGGUUCCCCUUGUCAUGAUAGGGCUUGUCAGAAUCUGUGCCUUGUCCUUUCUUUUCUUUUGUUGUUUCUGGUGAUAUUCGUCUUACAUUUCUAUUUCAGUCAUUUCCACCCUGAAAGUGAAAAAACAUUUGAUUGCAACAUGCCAACAUGACAUGUUAGAUAUAAAAUAAUAUGAUAAGUCAUGAGCUGGACUCAAACUCACAAUAUUGAGAGUACAGGAUACAGGUUUUUAACUUAACCCCCCAACAUCACAUUUUUAUAAACCCUAAAAGCAUUUCCACUCAUUGCAAUAUUGAUUGUUUUCUUUUCUUAGAUGUUCUUCAUAUUAAGGAGUUACGAAACCUUGUGUGCACACAGACCCUGAAUGCCUUAAACCAACCAUAUAUUCACGUGUAUGGUUGUGAUGUUCAUGCCUGCUUGAUUCACAGAAAUGAACCUGUGUCCUUGGACUACUGUAUGCAUGCUGUUUGAGGUGUGCUGAUAAAGCGGUACACUGCUUCACAUCACUACUGUAAUACCCAUCACACACUGUAUACCUGGAGUUGCUGUCUAUAUUUAUGAGGUGAAGAUGUGAUGAAUGAGUUUGAUAAAUAUGUUGAAGAAACAUAAAUACUGGUUGGUUGCUUAUA
This is a messenger RNA of Sebastes umbrosus (honeycomb rockfish), 7455 nucleotides long. Its product is annotated as EH domain-binding protein 1-like protein 1. Gene Ontology annotation, molecular function: protein binding. The record is from RefSeq and is a predicted model, not a curated record. Lineage: Eukaryota; Metazoa; Chordata; Actinopteri; Perciformes; Sebastidae. The transcript is spliced from 28 exons. The coding region runs from base 393 to 6413 and encodes 2006 amino acids.